This is a messenger RNA of Penicillium maclennaniae, 405 nucleotides long. RefSeq names its product RPEL repeat-containing protein. The transcript has 3 exons. The record is from RefSeq and is a predicted model, not a curated record. NCBI's taxonomy places the organism in Eukaryota, Fungi, Ascomycota, Eurotiomycetes, Eurotiales, Aspergillaceae. Bases 1 to 405 code for a protein of 134 amino acids.
AUGGCCGUCGACGAAAGCCCCAUCGCCGCCCACCCCGAGCGCCGCAACUCGCUAGAGAAGCACCUCCAGACCCGCCCGGAUGUGCAGGAUCUCAAAGACCGCAACAUCCUACUCGACACGAACGUCGCUCCUGGCAUCCAAGCUGCGCGCCAGGAACUCGCCCGCCAACGAGCUACCGACGACCUGAAGAACAAAUUGGACAAGCGGCCCGAUCGGGACGAGCUCAUUGAGCGCAACAUCCUUCCGGCAACCAACGCUGCCCCGGCGAUUCAAGCUCAAGCUCGAGACCUCGAGCGCCAUAUGCUGGCUGAUAACCUCGAACACAAGAUUCAGAACCGGCCUGAGCCCGAAAAACUCAUUUCACAGGGCAUCUUGUCCGAGGAUGAGGACCCCCGCUCGUCCUGA